AUGGUUUCUUGUUCAAGAAAGAGAGUGCAGUGUUUUGAGCCUGACCAGAAUAGUGCUACUCCAUGGGGUUGUUCCACUGAUCUGAGAAUCUACGACGAUCCAUGGAAGAUAAAGAAGGUUCUCACGGCCACCGACGUCCUCCGCCACCAUAACAGGCUGCUGUUAGCCGCCGUCUUGGUUCAGAAUCUGGUGUGCACCGUCCUAACUGAUGAUGAAAGCUUCAAGCUUGAUUCUGGAGAUGGAGCUGAGAUCAAGUUCUGGGACGUGGACACCAUGUCACUUCACACUCUGGUCCUCAAAAAAUGGGCUUCUACUGGCAGCUUCGUUCUGAUUGGGAAGUGGAAUGAUGAUUUCGUGAAGAGGAGGAAUCUGAAGAAAGGAGACGAGAUUGGGUUUCAGUGGGACAAGUUCAAUCGUCGCUUCAACUUCUCUGUUCUUCAUCGCGCCAUGGCUUGA
Neltuma alba is the source of this 456-nucleotide messenger RNA. RefSeq names its product B3 domain-containing protein At2g33720-like. Lineage: Eukaryota; Viridiplantae; Streptophyta; Magnoliopsida; Fabales; Fabaceae. The transcript has a single exon. Gene Ontology annotation, molecular function: DNA binding. The record is from RefSeq and is a predicted model, not a curated record. Bases 1 to 456 code for a protein of 151 amino acids.